CGGCAUUAGCAGCGGCGCAAAGCCAAGCGAAGAUGGCUGAGAAGCAGCCGCAGAAGCACGACGGGCGGGUGAAGAUCGGCCACUACGUGCUGGGCGACACGCUGGGCGUGGGCACCUUCGGCAAAGUCAAGAUUGGAGAACACCAGCUCACAGGACAUAAAGUAGCAGUCAAAAUUUUAAAUAGGCAAAAAAUCCGUAGUUUGGAUGUGGUUGGAAAGAUCAAACGAGAAAUCCAAAACCUUAAACUUUUCCGGCACCCUCAUAUUAUCAAAUUGUACCAGGUCAUCAGCACACCAACAGAUUUCUUCAUGGUAAUGGAAUAUGUGUCUGGUGGAGAAUUAUUUGAUUACAUCUGUAAACAUGGACGUGUGGAAGAGGCAGAAGCCAGGCGUCUUUUUCAGCAAAUUCUGUCGGCCGUAGAUUACUGCCAUCGGCAUAUGGUGGUUCACAGAGAUCUGAAACCAGAGAACGUGCUGCUGGAUGCACAAAUGAAUGCCAAGAUAGCUGAUUUUGGACUGUCCAACAUGAUGUCUGAUGGUGAAUUCCUACGAACCAGCUGUGGCUCCCCCAACUAUGCAGCACCAGAAGUCAUCUCUGGAAGAUUGUAUGCUGGCCCAGAGGUUGAUAUCUGGAGCUGUGGUGUUAUUCUCUAUGCACUUCUCUGCGGGACUCUUCCGUUUGAUGAUGAACAUGUCCCAACACUCUUUAAAAAAAUCCGUGGAGGUGUCUUCUACAUUCCUGAAUACCUCAAUCGUUCAGUCGCCACCCUCCUUAUGCAUAUGCUGCAAGUGGAUCCACUCAAACGAGCAACUAUCAAGGACAUACGAGAGCACGAGUGGUUCAAACAAGAUCUGCCCAGUUACUUGUUUCCAGAGGAUCCUUCUUAUGAUGCCAACGUCAUUGAUGACGAUGCCGUGCGGGAAGUUUGUGAGAAAUUUGAAUGCCCUGAGUCAGAGGUGAUGGCCAGCUUGUACAGUGGGGAUCCUCAGGACCAACUCGCAGUUGCAUAUCACCUUAUUAUUGACAAUCGGAGAAUCAUGAACCAAGCCAGUGAAUUCUACCUCGCUUCUAGCCCGCCCACUGGCUCUUUUAUGGAUGACAGCAUGCACAUCCCCCCAGGGGUGAAACCCCACCCAGAGCGGAUGCCUCCUCUCGUAGCAGAUAGUCCCAAAGCAAAAUGUCCCUUGGAUGCACUGAAUACCACUAAGCCAAAACCAUUGACUGUGAAAAAAGCCAAGUGGCAUUUAGGAAUACGGAGUCAAAGCAAACCGUACGACAUCAUGGCUGAAGUCUACCGUGCUAUGAAACAGCUAGAUUUUGAAUGGAAGGUUGUGAAUGCCUAUCAUCUUAGAGUUCGCAGAAAGAAUCCAGUGACGGGAAAUUACGUGAAAAUGAGUUUGCAGCUGUAUCAGGUUGACAAUCGCAGCUAUCUGUUGGACUUCAAAAGUAUUGAUGAUGAUGUCAUGGAGCAAAGGUCAGGCUCUUCCACGCCUCAGCGCUCGUGCUCUGCAGCACGUUUGCACCGGCCGAGACUCAGCUUGGACUCUGCCACUGUGGAUUGCCAGUCGCUGCCUGGGUCUCUCCUCGGCUCCUUGACUGGGGGCGUCUCCUCCGUUACGCCGCGUCUCGGUAGCCACACCAUGGAUUUCUUUGAAAUGUGUGCCAGUCUCAUCAUGGCUCUUGCUCGCUGACAGGCUACCUGAAAGAAUCGGGUAAUAACAAAUAUGUCCUUCUUUGGAAAACGGUUCAACUCUUGCUUUACGAGGGUGAAAUGAUAGCUUGUGUGGCUGUUGCACUAAAUUUUAAAAGAGUCGAUUAAGAGUUGGAUCACAUAAGUAUUCACUGCUUUUUAUUUCAUGUCAUAAUAGGCUUAAUGCUCAUUGCCUGAUGAAAUAAAAAAGAAAAGAAAAGAAGAGCAGGCUUAAAGUCAAAACCAGGAGUUCUAGAUUGUGAAGGAGCCAAACACACUGCUUUUGAAACAGGGAGAAGAGUUGGCCCGGCUCUAGCCAAGUCUUUGCCAGGAAGAGCCAGUUCAUUUAAAGCAGGGGUGUUGAACCACAGGCCUGGGGCCAAAUCUAGCCCUCUGGUGUUUCCCAGGUAGCCCAGCCCUCUUUCCUCUGAUCAUUUGGUGGCUUCUCUGCCUUUGUGCAGUCUUUUCCCAUUCUGAAAGGUUGAUGCGCCUCUCCUAAGGCUGAG
This is a messenger RNA of Elgaria multicarinata webbii, 2196 nucleotides long. RefSeq names its product protein kinase AMP-activated catalytic subunit alpha 2 (gene PRKAA2). Gene Ontology annotation, cellular component: cytoplasm. Gene Ontology annotation, molecular function: AMP-activated protein kinase activity; ATP binding. The record is from RefSeq and is a predicted model, not a curated record. NCBI's taxonomy places the organism in Eukaryota, Metazoa, Chordata, Lepidosauria, Squamata, Anguidae. The coding region runs from base 33 to 1691 and encodes 552 amino acids. Gene Ontology annotation, biological process: intracellular signal transduction; protein phosphorylation. The transcript is spliced from 10 exons.